Molecule: messenger RNA, 933 nt
Organism: Encephalitozoon intestinalis ATCC 50506
Lineage: Eukaryota; Fungi; Microsporidia; Unikaryonidae
Product: thioredoxin reductase
Exons: 1
Coding region: 1-933 (310 amino acids)
Biological process (GO): removal of superoxide radicals
Cellular component (GO): cytoplasm
Molecular function (GO): thioredoxin-disulfide reductase (NADPH) activity
Source: RefSeq, a predicted model, not a curated record
AUGGAAAACAUUGUUAUUAUAGGAAGUGGGCCAGCAGCCUAUAAUGCAGCACUGUAUACGAUGAGGGGAAACCCUUUGCUUUUUGAGGGAGGGUACAUAGGAAAUAAUGGGCCAGGAGGCCAACUUACCACAACAACGUCGGUAGAUAACUAUCCAGGGUUUCCGGGGGGAAUUGAGGGGCCAGAACUCACCCAGCUGAUGAAAGAACAUGCAGUCUCGAGGGGACUCCGGGUUGUCAAGGAGACGGUUUCGGACGUGAGGAAGGAGGAUGAGUGGUUUGUGGUUUCCAGUGAGAAAGGAGAGAAAAAGGCAAGGAUUGUUAUUGUUGCCACAGGGGCCUCUGCAAGACGGCUUUUUGUACCUGGAACAGGAGAUGACGAGUUCUGGCAGAAAGGUGUGAGCUCGUGUGCAGUGUGCGAUGGGUUUAUUUACGUAAACAAAGUCACCUGUGUGAUUGGAGGGGGAGAUGCAGCCAUGGAGGAGGGGCUUUAUCUUUCAAACAUUGCCAAGAAAGUCUACAUCAUCCACCGAAGGAAUGAGUUCCGUGCAAGGAGCGACAUGAUUGAGAAGGCUAGGAACACAGAGAACAUCGAGAUAAUGACGCCCUAUGUUCUGGAGCGUGCAGAGGGAACCAACAAGAUUAAAGAGAUUGUUGUCCGCAAUACCGAGACGGGGGAGACAAAGACAAUUCCGAUGGAUGGGGUGUUCUUUGGAAUAGGCCAUGAUCCGAACACUUCGUUUCUGAAGAGUGUAAAUGUAGAUCUGGAUUCCAACGGAUACAUUGUUGUGAAGGACGAUGCAUGCACAAGUGUUCCGGGCCUUUUUGCAGCAGGAGAUGUCUGCGAUAGGAAGUACCGCCAGGCUGUGACGGCUGCAGCUUCAGGGGCCAUAUGCGGGAUAAAGGCCAUGGAGUUUUUGGACAAGAAUAAAUGA